AGUGCGUGCAUCAAAAAAGUUGUUGAUGUUUGAAGAUGAUAUGUUUAUGCAAGUUAGCCACCGGGGAGGGAAUUUGUGGAGUCCGGCUCUCAACACGUUCUAGGUUGCACGCUUACUCAAUAGAUCCGCACCAUUUAUCAUAUUCCGGCAGGACCUCUCUAUUUUUUGAGCCUCCCUAUUCUGAAGGCCUUUUCCUUUUGCAUACAAGAAGAUUCAACUAGGGGAAUCGACCUGGCAGAGAGAGAAAGAGAGAGUUUGUGAAGAUGAUCGUUCUACUCGAUAACGUCUUGCAGGCAUAUGACGAUCCAGUACUUUUAUUUUUCCAUUACAUGAUGCACGUCUCCCACCAGGUAGAAAAGUUUUGUUUACUUUCCACAAAGGAUACCACAAUACCCGAGUAUCUGACUUCCUUAUCUGUCAGUGGGGACUAUUUGACUGGUAAGUUUGGACCUCGAGAUUUUCGAUGUAUAAUAUGGAGAGGAAAAAGAAUUGGUCCCGCAUUUGGGGCCAAUAAUGAAAAGCUCCAUGAUUAUACCAACAGAGAGAACAUUCAUGUUGACGAUAGAAACAUGCCAUCAAUGGAGAAAAAGUUUGAUGCUGUGAACAACAUAAGGCCCAAAAGCUUCCUUGGAUUCCCGUCUCUUGCAGCAAAAACUGAUUAUACAAUACCCGGCUUUUCUACCAAUACUGAUAGAAUUGAGCACAGCAUUGUUCCUGUACUCAAUGCUUCAGCCAGUGGCAAAGAACGAUUUUUAGAAAUCUGGGAUAUUUUAACUGAAGCAAAAUCGCAUUUUAAGCUUCCUCACGAAAUUGGAGUCGAUCCUGUAAGACGACUGAUGAGAAUACUGAAAUCCGCAAUAAAGCAUUUGCCCAAAAUGAAUACCCUGGAGCAUAUGAGAUACCCAUAUUGGGUAUGUGAUUAUUUCCUCCUAAGUGAAGAACAAGAAAAAAAUGUGAAACACUUGAUUGACAGAAUGAGAGCAGAACAAAUUAUGCUCCCACUUGUAGCUAUUUCAAAGCUAAUAGCAGAGUUUCAACAAGAUAUACUUGAAAUGAAAUCAUCGAGAUUUUUGAAAGACUCGAUACCAGUGAGUGAAUUUGCCAGGUAUUGUGUUCUAGUCAGGCAUAGUAUAUUUUCCGCUAAAGUGGGUUCCAGGAAGGAUCUGUUGUUGUUUUGGGAUGAAGUAUGGAAAGAGUGGCUUAGUUCUAGUGAUGAAGAAAGAAGUAAGAAAAUGCUGGGAUGUGCAGGAGUACAUCGCAGUUGGGCAGAUGACGAUGAAAUGAGACUGUUUGUAGCUUCAAGUGAGGACAGCGAAGAAGAAGGAGAAGUAGAUGAUUCCUUUGCAAGGUCAGUCACAGGUGGUAGUCAAGAUGGAGGACUGGAGCUUAUAAAGGAGUCUGAAUCUGAGGAAACGUUUGUGGACGGAAUUGACAUGAGCACUGCUAGCAGUAAAAUCGGGAAGUUUAGUUAUGUUGAUGAGCCGAUACUAAGCGAUUCUCCGCUUAUUGGCUCCACUGAAAGCUUAUCGAAGGACAUUUUUGAGGAUGUUGCAACUGCACUUGUGCGAGAAAUAUAUACCCCUCCAAAUAUUGAUGAUACAGAUGAUAAUUUACCCAACGAUUUUGGUCAAGCAAUUCCAGAAAAACUUGAACAUGCCUCAAAAACGAACCUAGAUGAGAUGCAUUUGCUACUCACUGAUAAAGUGAAAUCAGAAGAAACCGAGGAAAUCAUUAUUGAAAAGAACUCAGAAACUGAAAAUAAAAUUGAGCGUUCCACAACAACUACAAGUAAUGUACCCGACGACGGGGAAUCUCUUGCUGAAUCUACUCCUACACUUGAAACAAAUAUUGUUGAAGAUCACGAGAUAAAUACCACACAUGAAGCUACCGGUACUAUUGACCCACAGACCAAAGUUGACGAUUUGAAGGACUUUCUCCCUGAGGAGUCAAACGAGGAAACUCUUGGUAGUGGCGGAUUCAGAGAGCCCCUUGUGGAAAGCGAACUCAAGGGUCAAGAACAAUGUCACAUUUCGGCUUCGCCAACAGACCUACUUUAUAUAGUUUCCGAGAGUAAUGCACCAAUCGAUACUACACAAAACUACAAUGAUUACUUUGAUGGUGUCAAUGAAACAACGGAAUUAGGAGAAAACAUUGAUGAAACCAUACAGCAUUCUGCUUCUAAAAAUUACUUGGACAAACACCUUGAUUUCAGCUCAAAUGAUAUACAUUCACAUGGGUCCACAGAAACAAACGAAGAAACACAAACUAUGUUCAAUGACUCUGAUGAUAUAUACCCCGAUGAUCCAAGUCCGUAUGAUGAUUUUCAUAUAGAAGCAGAUAAGUUCAAACAGCCGGGGGCAUUGACUGCUGUAUUGGAUGUGUCAUCUACCGCUUCAAGCACGUGCCAUUCUGAAAAUGAAUACGAUGAGGUAGUAUCUCCAGUGAAAUCUGUAGAGUCUAGAGAUGAAAGCAUACCAGAGAAAAUUGAAAUGUUUGAGAAACUUGGAGGUCACAAACCAAUGCACAGACAUUUGCACCAUGCUCUUUCGAACGAGGAAAUCAAAUUCGAGAAGGCUGAUGGGAAUAACGUGAAAAGUAUUUUGAAACCCGUCACCAGCAGGCCAGACAAUGGCAUUGUCUUCCAGCUAAAAAAAUUUAUUGAAGACAAGCCUCAGUUGAUUUCACUCAAGGCGACUGAAGAUUUCAGCGUCUCAAAAGCAGACGCUGAACGCAAGCCUGCAAUGUCGAUCAAAAAGGGUAGAUCAAUAUCGGAGAUUUUUGCUGCACUUAUGGAUGAUAGUAUGAAGGAUUUAUCCAUUUCUGCCGAAUACAAAAACAAGAUUGUCAGGCCUCAAGAUCUUUACAAUCGUAUCAAGAUUGAGACCGACAAACCGUGGGAAAAGCUUUCAAGACGAACGAAAGAACGAUAUUACGGUGCUUUCUUAAGGAAAUACGAUGAUGCGUUGAAUAGACCGGAGAACUGUACGGUGGAUAUAGUGGAUAUUUUUGAGAUUGUGAAAGUAUGUGUUGAUUUCGAUGACGUUAAGCACGAGAUAGUGAGGUUUGCGAUCAAUAUCGUUGAAAGUAAGGAAGCAUUCGUGCCGAAGCAAAACAGUGACGAUGGCAUUGAGAGCGACUCGGACUGUUCGAGUGUUAGAAGCGGCAACGAAAGAGGGAGUUAUGACAGCAUCACGAGCCACGGUCUUUCUUCAGCCAGAAGCAUGAAUCGAACAUCGAGUGCUAAAAGUCUCAACAGUCUACGGGGGUUGAGGCUCAGCAGAGACUCCAGUUCCUCUUCUAUUCUUCUUCCACAAUACAAGAUCGAUGAGGUGAACGAGGUGCACGUGAAGGCGAGCCACGGCCACGGUGACGGUGACGCCAUUCGGAAAGAGGACAUAGUUUCCUGAACAUUUGAAGCAUACAGAGAUUUUGUAUUAUAGUAUGUUGUUACGAACUAAUAAACUAACGAGUAAAGAG
Messenger RNA from Pichia membranifaciens NRRL Y-2026, 3477 nucleotides. RefSeq lists its product as hypothetical. Bases 264 to 3407 code for a protein of 1047 amino acids. The record is from RefSeq and is a predicted model, not a curated record. The transcript has a single exon. NCBI's taxonomy places the organism in Eukaryota, Fungi, Ascomycota, Pichiomycetes, Pichiales, Pichiaceae.